Setaria italica (foxtail millet) is the source of this 1596-nucleotide messenger RNA. RefSeq lists its product as uncharacterized. NCBI's taxonomy places the organism in Eukaryota, Viridiplantae, Streptophyta, Magnoliopsida, Poales, Poaceae. The coding region runs from base 14 to 1351 and encodes 445 amino acids. The record is from RefSeq and is a predicted model, not a curated record. The transcript has 7 exons.
ACAGGAUCUUACAAUGGCAGUGACGCGAGCGUGCUUGAUCGCGCUCGUCGUGGCUCUCGCAGUUGUGGCGGCAGCGGGGGGCGCUGCCGGGACGUCGGAGCAGCGGCGGCGGCAGGUGCGAAGCCUCCUCAAGAGGCUCAACAAGGAUCCUCUCGCAAGCAUUGAGAGUGCAGAUGGAGAUAUCAUAGACUGUGUGCCCAUCUCCAAACAGCCUGCAUUCGAUCAUCCACUCCUCAAGAACCAUACUAUCCAGAUGCGGCCUUCUUACCACCCAGAAGGCCUGAGCGAUGAUUCCAACAUCGCACCACAUUCAAUCACCCAAACAUGGCAUCAGAAUGGCAAAUGCUGCCCUCCAAACACAAUACCAAUCCGAAGGACCAAGGAGGAGGAUGUCCUGAGGGCUAGCUCUAUCAAGAGGUAUGGGAAGAAGAGGCCAAGGAGCAUACCGAACUUCUUUUCCGUUAUUGAUGACCCUAACAAGCUCAAUGUGACGAUUGGCCACCAGCACGCCAUAGCGUAUACACCGAAGGCUAGGUACUAUGGAACCAAAACCAGCAUCAAUCUGUGGGAACCAACUAUUGGGAGGGCCAAAGAUUUCAGCUUGGCCCAGCUCUGGAUCUCUGGGGGUUCCUAUAGCGGCAACGACCUCAAUACAAUUGAAGCAGGAUGGCAGGUUUACCCUGAGUUGUACGGGGAUAGAUCUACAAGACUCUUCAUAUACUGGACUCGUGAUGCAUAUCGAAGAACAGGUUGCUAUAACCUACAGUGCUCAGGGUUCAUCCAAACAAACAAUCAGAUCGCCAUCGGUGGUAGCUUCUCCCCUGUAUCCAGAUACGGUGGCUCACAAUAUGAAAUAACUAUUUUAAUCUGGAAGGUAAACCAAAAAAUCUUUCACAUUCCGAGCAUAGCAAAUCAAAUUCAUGGAUGGACACCGAAAGCGUGCCAGCUUCUUGUUCUUUCUCGAGGCAAAAGUUCAAUUGAUCCAAAGGGGGGCAACUGGUGGUUGCAAGUAGGAAACCAUAUUUUGGGUUAUUGGCCAUCAACCAUUUUCUCGUACUUGCAAAUUAGUGCAUCCUAUGUCAUGUGGGGCGGAGAGGUGUACUCGCCUUACGCCGGCCAAACUUCGACAGACAUGGGCAGUGGGCACUUCCCUGGGGAAGGGUACAGCAAGGCCAGCUACAUCAGGAACAUACAAGUGGUCGAUUCGUUCAACAAACUCAAUUCACCAAAUGUUGUGGGAUUGGGGAAUAAGCAGCCCAACUGCUACAACGUGCAGAGCGGCACCAAUAGCAUCAACUGGGGCACUUACAUAUUCUACGGAGGACCAGGGAAGAACCCUAGCUGCCCAUAGUAGAAACCUAGCGGCACCAUAUCUCCUUGUCACAUGACGAAUAACCCUUUAGCAAUGCAUUACGCAUUACUAGAGGCCCAGCAAGUAUUGUUAGUGUCUAUACUAGCGCUUGUAAAUGUGUUGCAACAUGUGGCGCUGCAAGGAUAAAUUGCUACAUAUGUAUGUAUCUACAUAUGCAUUGGGUAAGAUGUGUGAACAAGUAUACGAAGUUUGAAAGAAAUAUGUUAAAUUAAAGUUUGCAACAA